Messenger RNA from Eufriesea mexicana, 2466 nucleotides. RefSeq names its product zinc finger protein 701. Bases 85 to 2466 code for a protein of 793 amino acids. Gene Ontology annotation, molecular function: DNA-binding transcription factor activity; RNA polymerase II cis-regulatory region sequence-specific DNA binding. Lineage: Eukaryota; Metazoa; Arthropoda; Insecta; Hymenoptera; Apidae. The transcript has 5 exons. The record is from RefSeq and is a predicted model, not a curated record. Gene Ontology annotation, biological process: regulation of transcription by RNA polymerase II.
AGAAGGAAAUAAUGUGAAGCUCUAUUAUAAAUAGUAGUUAAUAUUUUGAAUAAAAUAUAUUAUAAAUAAAGAUUGGUAAGAAACAUGUGUGCAAGACUUUUAGCAUGCCCUUUGUGCUCACAACCAGGUUUUUUAACAUUGGAUGCAUUACGAGCAGGAUUAAUAAGUGUAGCUACACGACCUCUUACAUGCCCUGUGUGUAAUGAAAUAUUGCUUGGUAUCGAUAAACUUACUAUCCAUUUAUUCAGUCACACUAUUAAUUUAAGCAAUAAUAAUACAGGGUCAUUGAAACAUACAAUUAUUACCAGUACUUCUAAUCCAUCAAUAAAUAAUUUAGAAAAUACUACUUCUCAAGAUUGGAAUGUCUCUAAAAUACAAAUUACAGAUUCAAAUAAACUUUCACAGAAUAACUUAAAUAAUCAAAACAAUUUAAUAUCUUCUCAAAGCCUGCAAAAUACAAAAGAUAAAGCUUCAGUUUUGAAUUCAGAAGUUUCUGUUCAAGAUCAAAAUUUACUAAAUCAUGUACCUCAAACUACAUUUCUACAAAAUUCAGUUUGUGAGAACAAAGAAGUACAUGCACUUCAUAGAAGUAAAGAUACAGAAUCAGAUAAAGAUUCUCAACAAAUGUUACAAGAAACAAUAAAAUUAAAUUAUGCUACAGAAUAUUUUACUAAUGAAAAUGUUAAGCAUGUCAAUUUUGUACAAAAUUAUUCUGAAACAGAAUAUGAAAAUGUUCAAACAUUUAAAACAUGGAUGCAGGAUCAACAUUGUGAACAACAAAAUGAAAAUGUAGCAGGUAAAGUGGAAAAAUCUGUAGAAAGUGAUAAAUCUUGUAAUAAUGAAAAAAUGACAACAAUAUAUAAAUUACCAAACAUUGCAAGUACUUAUACUGACAUAUCAUUAGAAAAAGCUAAUGAUAAAAAUGUACAAGAAGAUUCAACUACUACCUAUAAUGAAAGUGAAAAUGAAAGUUUUAAACACAAACAAAUAUUACCUCAAUUGAAAUUUAUAAAAACAUUACCAUCAGCAAAACAAAAAACUGAACAGUGCAAUAUAUGUGGUUUUCAUUUUCCUGAUCAUAAUAUUUUGUUUUUACAUAAACAAUUAGUACAUAUGAUUCAUGAAAAAGACUUAAAUAUUAUUCCUGAAAAUUUACUUAAUAAUUAUUCAUGUCAUUUAUGCUCUAAGGUAUUUAAAAUGAGAGGUAGUUUAAUGGUGCAUAUGCGAGUUGCACAUAUGGGAUAUAAUUUGGGUUCUUUAGCCAAAAAUGGACAAAUAGAACUUAUAUUCAAUGAAAAUAAAUACAACUGUCCUACAUGUGGAAAAAAAUUUAAAAAGGAACAACAUGUAAUGCAACAUUUAAAAACUCAUGAAGCUAAACAAUGGGAAUGUGAUGUAUGCAGUAAAAUGUUCACAACAAAAUAUUUUUUAAAAAAACAUAAAAGAUUACAUUCAGGAGAAAUGCCUUACAAAUGCAGCAUAUGUAACAAAACAUUUACUUUUCAACAGUCAUAUCACAAACAUAGAUUAUAUCAUAAAGAUGAUAAACCACAUACAUGUACAACUUGUGGUAGAUCAUUUAAAGAGUUAUCUACUUUGCAUAACCAUGAACGAAUUCAUACAGGAGAAAAACCCUUUGCAUGUGAAACUUGUGGAAAAUGUUUCCGUCAACGUGUUUCAUAUUUGGUUCAUCGCAGGAUUCACACAGGAGUGAUGCCUUAUAAAUGUACAACAUGUGGAAAAAGCUUCAGAUACAAGGUGAGUCAAAGAACUCAUAAAUGUCCAGUUCAACAAAUAGGAAAUAUGCAGCAAACAAAUGCUACUGAUCAAAAAUCAAUAAAUUUACUAAAUAUGCAAGGUAUAAAUAAUGAUAUGUGUAAAACUCAAAAAAAUUUUUUAAAAGAAAAUCAAUCAAUGCUGAACAUUGUAAAUAAUGAAGAAAAUAAGUAUGUUCUAAUAAUAAACACACAAGGACAACACCUUUUAACAAAAGAAUGUAACAUUGAGAAAACACAAACUAUUAUAAAUAAAAAACAAAAAGUAGAAGAAUAUACAGAAACAAACAAUGAAAAUGAAGAAACAAAAAAUAUAUGGAAAUCUGACAUUCCUAAUAAUUCUAUAUUUAAAAAAUCCCCUGAAAUUUGUAAAACAAUGUAUUCAAAAAAUGAGAAACCAUUUCAAGAAGAUACAAAUGAUUUCCUUUCAAUGGUAAUAUCACCAUUUGAAAAUGGACUAUCUUCACCUACUAUUGAAAUGGAACAUUUACGAGUAUCAUCUCCUACACAAAAAGAAGAUAUAUUAAAAUCCUAUGAUACUUUUAAAAAUACAACACAUGACAUAGAAAUGAAUAUGUUUAAUACAGAUAUAGAACCAAGUUUUGGUGAUGCAGAUAGUAAUGUAAAUAAUUUACAAACUAUUAAUGAAGAAUCUUUGAAGCAACUAUUAUAUAGCAUUAAUGAAAAGUAA